AUGUGGUGCCGCCUGUCUUCUGCAGGGCUUUUCCAGAGGGCCAUCAUCCAAAGUGGUUCUGCUCUGUCCAGCUGGGCUGUGAACUACCAACCAGUGAAGUAUACCAGCCUGCUGGCAGACAAGGUAGGCUGUAACGUGCUAGACACGGUGGACAUGGUGGACUGUCUUCGUCAAAAGAGUGCCAAGGAGCUGGUAGAGCAGGACAUCCAGCCAGCCCGCUACCACGUGGCCUUUGGCCCUGUGAUUGAUGGCGAUGUCAUUCCUGAUGACCCUGAGAUUCUCAUGGAGCAGGGCGAGUUUCUCAACUAUGACAUCAUGCUAGGUGUCAACCAGGGCGAGGGUCUCAAGUUUGUGGAAGGGGUGGUGGACCCUGAGGAUGGUGUCUCUGGCACUGACUUUGACUACUCAGUCUCCAACUUCGUAGACAAUCUGUAUGGCUAUCCUGAGGGUAAGGACACCCUGCGGGAGACCAUCAAGUUCAUGUACACAGAUUGGGCAGACCGUGACAAUCCUGAGACCCGCCGCAAAACACUGGUGGCGCUCUUCACUGACCACCAGUGGGUGGAGCCCUCGGUGGUGACCGCUGAUCUGCAUGCCCGCUAUGGCUCACCUACCUACUUCUACGCCUUCUACCAUCACUGCCAGAGCCUCAUGAAGCCUGCUUGGUCAGAUGCAGCUCAUGGGGACGAAGUACCCUACGUUUUUGGUGUCCCUAUGGUAGGCCCCACUGACCUCUUUCCCUGCAAUUUCUCCAAGAAUGACGUUAUGCUCAGCGCUGUCGUCAUGACCUACUGGACCAACUUUGCCAAGACCGGGGAUCCCAACAAGCCGGUCCCCCAAGAUACCAAGUUCAUUCACACCAAGGCCAACCGCUUUGAGGAAGUGGCCUGGUCCAAAUACAAUCCCCGAGACCAGCUCUACCUUCACAUCGGGCUGAAACCAAGGGUCCGCGAUCAUUACCGGGCCACUAAGGUGGCCUUCUGGAAACACCUGGUGCCCCACCUAUACAACCUGCAUGACAUGUUCCACUAUACGUCCACAACCACCAAAGUGCCGCCCCCGGAUACCACCCACAGCUCCCACAUCACCCGCAGGCCCAACGGCAAGACCUGGAGCACCAAGCGGCCAGCAAUCUCCCCUGCCUACAGCAAUGAGAAUGCCCAAGGGUCCUGGAACGGGGACCAGGAUGCAGGGCCACUCCUGGUGGAGAACCCUCGUGACUACUCCACUGAAUUGAGUGUCACCAUCGCUGUGGGGGCUUCCCUCCUGUUCCUUAAUGUUCUGGCCUUCGCUGCCCUCUACUACCGCAAGGACAAACGGCGUCAGGAGCCCCUGCGGCAGCCUAGCCCUCAGAGGGGAGCCGGGGCCCCUGAAUUGGGAGCUGCUCCUGAGGAGGAGCUGGCAGCGUUACAGCUGGGCCCCACCCACCAUGAAUGUGAGUCUGGCCCCCCCCAUGACACACUGCGCCUCACUGCGCUGCCUGACUACACACUGACCCUGCGACGCUCCCCUGAUGACAUCCCACUCAUGACACCCAACACCAUCACUAUGAUUCCCAACUCCCUGGUAGGGCUGCAGACAUUGCACCCUUAUAACACCUUUGCCGCAGGGUUCAACAGUACUGGCCUGCCCCACUCACACUCCACUACCCGGGUAUAGCUCCAGCCUAGAGCACAGCCUAUCUCCUGGCUUCCUCCCUCCCAGAUCCACGAACACACAUGCACACAGACACACAGCCACAGACACACAGCCACACACAUACACACACACACAUUCAGACAUAUAUGUAUACGCACGCACCCACACCCAACAGCAGACCCACCUGCACAAACAGAUGGACGUGGACAUGCACCCGCAUGUACAAAAACACAAAUAAGGAAGUAAACCUGAACAAACCCUUCAAACGGGGACGCAAAUGAGUCCUUGGGAAACUGAGGACCCGUGGAACAGCAGCUGAAGCCAGCUCCCUGAGCCUGAUCACAGACAUUCCUGGGGGCCUGAAAGCACCAGCUGGACACCCCCCUUGGUGCUCGCCUUCCGCCUCUCUUGGAACUGCACCACCGACCAACUCCAGACUUGGGAGCUUUAAAGAGCAGGGUAGCUCUUUCUCCCCCAGACUUGGUCUUUUUUCUGGGUCUUGUUUUUGUUGAUUUUUAAAACAAUUUUGGAACAAAUGCCUCUCCAACCCAUGAGUGCAAAAGGCUCUGGAAGGGAGGCUCCAGGCCCAGGUCUCUCUGUCUUUGGAACCCCCAGCGCUCACACAAUCCGACCAAGAAACAUGACCCCAAGAAAGAAACAGAUUUGAGCAAGACCAUGGGGUGGAAGGAGGAAGGGGCUACCGCUGGAUGGGGUUGGAGGGCCAUAGGGGGAGAACCCUCCAGCCAUCUCUGUGCCCCUGUGGAUGGCUGCAGAGACUGCAGGGUGACCUGCUUUCCCCAAAGGCCGCACGCACUGGCCUGGCUAGACCAGGGGACCCUAGAUUUGGUGAAUGAGGUUCUAGUGGAGGCCAUGUCAUUAUUGGGCCCCUGGGUGUAAUCUGGGUUCCGCCUCUGCCCUUGGGGUAAUGGUAUCAGAAAUUCGCCCCAUUUUCUUUACAGAGUCUCUUUUGUGUCUGUCAUUUCUCUUUCAAAAAGGCAGUGUUUUUUUGUUGUUGUUGGCUUUUUUUUUUUUUAAAGAAAAGUUCUUAAAACACUAACGGAAACCCAUGGAGUUUGUCCUUUGUAAAAUUUUAAACACAGUGUCUUGAUAUAAAAAUAAAAAAUCCAGUUAGCACUCCCAAUCUGCCUCCCUUGCACAGGCCUUGCCCCAACAGACGCCCCCAACAGGGCACCUCUGUGGGCUCAGAAUCCAGCCUGCCUCUGCAUCCCAUGCCUUUAAGCUGAGACAAGUCUGGGCUGCACUCUGCUGGCCCCCCUGCACACAUCAAGGCCUGUCCAAUCUUAAGCAGGUUGCUGCCCCCAUAACGUGCCCCACCAAGUCCCCCCAACACUCUGGGUUCCUGCAGCUGAAGCCUUCUCUCAGCACCACAGGCCUCCUAAUGAAAUGGCAAAAAUAACACUUCCUCCUCCUCCUCCUCCCCUCCUACUCCUUCUCCUCCCCCUCCCCCACUUUCUCACCAAUGCCUCUGCCACUG
Messenger RNA from Panthera uncia (snow leopard), 3133 nucleotides. RefSeq names its product neuroligin 3 (gene NLGN3). NCBI's taxonomy places the organism in Eukaryota, Metazoa, Chordata, Mammalia, Carnivora, Felidae. Gene Ontology annotation, molecular function: neurexin family protein binding; signaling receptor activity. Gene Ontology annotation, biological process: chemical synaptic transmission; synaptic vesicle endocytosis; presynaptic membrane assembly. The coding region runs from base 1 to 1659 and encodes 552 amino acids. The record is from RefSeq and is a predicted model, not a curated record. The transcript is spliced from 2 exons. Gene Ontology annotation, cellular component: synapse; postsynaptic specialization membrane; cell surface.